GAAAGCAAAGAUAAGAAUAGAAAAGCAAAGCUAAGCAAACAAACUAAUAAUAUGUAUUGUAUAUUGUAUGUGCACAUGCCUUCUACAGAGUAGUGUUGUGCCAUUGUAUCCUUACGGACGCCUAGUGGGGCAACAACGCACGCGGCCUUAACGUUAACAACGGCCUUGUGGUCGGCUCCCUGUGCUUACGUCGCUGUUUGUACGCUCGUGCCGCGCUUAUACUCACCACACGGCAGCACAUCUUCCCGCAGCCGCUACAUUGCCUCUUUGGGAUUUUCUUCGCGUCAACAACUCGUACGAUUGGGCACAAUCACACUAACAUUACAAAAUUACAUGCAUACAUAUCUACAUAUAUGUUAUGUCUAGAUGAAGUGUUUUUGUUUUGCGGUGCGUACGCGUGUGUGUAUGUGUGUGUGUGUGUGUGCCAUUCGAAUUGGUAACGGUGAUUCAGCUGUGAAGCGUGACAAGGAAUAUGAUUAAAAUUACACGUAAGCGGUUAAAGGCUACAAAAACGAUCGUAACGAGUUGAGUUCGAGUGAGUUGAAUUGCAACGUAUAUGUACACGUAUGUAUGUAUGCAUGUGCACAUACAAACCGCAAGCGAUAGUUGUGGUAGCGCACACCACGCACAAAUAAACUGAAGCGAGUCAACCUAUUUCGGCGCGCACCUUAAGAAUCUUCGCAUUUCGCUGCGGUUACCUUUCGCAAACGCAAACAAAAACAGACAAAAUCCUCAUGCUUCGAUGUGCUCACCCACAGUUCACAUCAUUAAUUGUGUAUGAUGUCCACUCGUAUAACGAAAUCCGCAAAUCAACUGAAUAAAAAGUGCUUCACAUAUUUACCACAACGUAUCAGUGCUUCCCUCCGCAACGCUGUCUUCAAAUGUAAUACUUCCACUGGAAAUGCAACUCUUUUAACGUUGAAUCUAUAAAACUACUCCUGCCAAACUUACGAGAUAAAUUGCAAUGCAUGCUAAUGUUACAUCGGAUCGUGGUGGUGGCGGCGGAUCAUGGCGUUUGCCACCUGAUGAAACUCUACAAGUACAAGAUCCAAAACAAAAAAACGAUGACUUAGACUUGGAUGAAGGACAUAAUUGGCGCAGUAUAAUAUUCUCAUUGUUAGUUAUUAGUUUUGUGAUAGCCGGAAUUAUAACUGCAAUUUAUCUAUUAGGUUAUGUCGAUGAAUUAUUGUAUUGGUCGGGACGUCGCAUGAUACUCGACGAAUAUUUACAGGGCGAUUUGACACCAACACGCCUACAGCCCGCAUGGGUUACAACGCGAAAGUAUGUCUUCCAAUCGGAUGACGGCGGUUUGGCCAUAUUGGAUACGACCAGCAAUUCGGUUAGCACGCUCGUUACAAAUCACACGUUACGACAGUUGAAUGUGCGUGGCUAUCAGUGCUCACACGAUCUGCGAUAUGUUCUCUUUAGGCAUAAUGUUAAGAAGAUUUUUCAAAAAUCCUUUACCGCAUUUUAUACAAUAUACGACGUCGAAAACGAUCACCAUAUGCCUGUGAAACUAAAGGAUUCGCCCAAAGUUCAGCGUACGCGUCUACAAUAUGCCGCGUGGCUUGGCAACACAACAACCCUGGUUAUUGUUGCUGACAACGAUAUUUAUUUACGACAAUCACCCACUGACGAGGAAGAUCUACGAAUUACGAAUACAGGGUACCAAAAUUUUAUUUAUAACGGUGUACCGGAUUGGCUCUAUCAAGAGGAGAUUUUCGAAAAACCCGAAGCGAUAUGGGCCUCACAAGGCGGUACACAUUUCAUAUAUGCCUCAUUUAAUGACAGCAAAGUGGGCGUUAUGACAUAUCCAUGGCUGGCAUCGGGUGGUAUUAUUGCCGGUAGCGGCAUGACAUCGGAAAGCUCAUUUCCGGAAACGAGAAAUGUACGUUAUCCCACGCCUGGCACCAUGAAUCCCGAAGUCACACUCUGGGUGGUGGAUAUAAGUAAUUUGACGGACAUACAAUAUUUCAUGUUGAAGCCGCCCCCCGCACUGGACGGACAAGAUUUUUAUAUAACAUCAGCUGGCUGGAUUUCAGAUCUAAAUUACCAAGUCUCCGUUGUUUAUAUGACACGUUCUCAGAAUUACAGCAUAAUCGCUACUUGCCUGGCGGAGACCAACUGGACAUGCGCUGAGUUACAUUCGGAGCGCGCACCCGAGGACGAAUGGCUCGAUAUACUUCCACAUCCUGUUUUCGCACCGGAUGGUAAUAGUUUUUUAAUAUUGGCGAGUGUACAAGAAUUCGGUAAUGAACAUUUCACGCACAUCAAGCAUGUCACCAUGACCCAACAACGUAUUGCCGUCAUAUCACAUGGACGUUACGAGGUGCUAAAAAUCCUUUGUUGGGAUACUGUUAAUCACUUAGUUUAUUAUCUUGGCACGCAGGAUAAAAAGCCCGGACAGAGGCAUUUGUACAUGGUGAAAGAUCCAGUCAAUGAUGAGAGUAGAAAAACUGAACCACAGUGCAUUACUUGCGAUCUAGGCGAAGCGCUUUGGAGCAGUCGUUACUAUUAUGUGAAUUGUUCUCAUUUCGAUGCCUUCAUGACACCAGUGUCUUCCAUAGCAACUCAAUAUGGUAUUGAAUUUUACAUAUUAGAAUGUCAAGGCCCCGGCCUGCCAGUGUCGGGUGUGCAUAUGCAGAAGUCGCAUAGCUUGGUUAAAAUACUCUACGACACCCGUCCGUUCUUUACGGAGCGUCUGCAAAAGUUAGCGCUACCCACACAACGUUCAUUCGAAAUACCAUUGCCACAUGGGAGUCGGGCACAAGUGCAAUUACUUCUACCGCCAAGUUGGCGUGAAGAGCUUAGGGAUGCCGCCUUUCCAGUUGUGGUCGAAGUUAAUGGACGCCCGGGUUCCGAGUCGGUUUCGGAAAAAUUUCGAAUAGACUGGGGCACGUAUAUGUCAUCGCGCAAUGACGUCAUAUAUAUACGUUUAGAUGUUCGUGGCGCGAAGGGUCAAAGUAAAAAGCAACUGUAUCGACAUCUCGGCGGUGUCGAGGUGCAGGAUCAGAUUUCUGUUUUAAGAUAUCUUUUAGAUACAAUUAGUUUUUUAGAUGAAACUCGCGUAGGCAUCUGGGGCUGGGGCUAUGGUGGCUACGUCACGUCAAUGGUGCUCGGUACACAACAGGAGGUGUACAAAUGCGGCAUAGCCAUAUCGCCCAUAGCCGAUUGGCUGUAUUAUAAUUCUGCUUUCACAGAACGCAUAUUGGGAUUGCCGGCGGAAAACUAUAAAGGCUACGUAGAAGCCGACGCAACGCAACGAGCGCGACUCAUCAAAUCACAUUCAUUCUUCCUAAUACACGGCCUAGCCGAUUCAACUGCACCCUACGUACACGGCAUACAAUUGGCAAAGGCGCUGACAGAUGCCAACAUAUUAUACAGAUAUCAGACUUACGCGGACGAAGGUCACGAACUUAACGGUGUGCUCGAACAUGUUUAUCUCUCGAUGGAACAUUACUUUGCCGAUUGCUUAAGUCUCGAUCCGGACGAUACGAAGCCCGAUAUGGAUCAGAAAAUAGUGCCAGCUGAGUAGAUAGCUGCCGUACGCUUGCAAAAGUGCAAUAAAAUAGUGCAACAAAGGAUGCACAACAACAUACGAGUACAUAUAGUAAUUAAGCGCGAUAUAGUGAUGCAAGAAAUAGUUAAUAAUAAGUAUACAUUUAAAUUAAAUUAAAUUAAAUUAAAUUAAAAUUAAGCACAAGUGCAUUAAGAAUGUGUUUAGCAGUGAUUGAAAAUGAAUGUAAAAUAGCAAAGAAGACAACAAACAUAACAUAUACAUUAGG
Molecule: messenger RNA, 3785 nt
Organism: Ceratitis capitata (Mediterranean fruit fly)
Lineage: Eukaryota; Metazoa; Arthropoda; Insecta; Diptera; Tephritidae
Product: prolyl endopeptidase FAP
Exons: 13
Coding region: 965-3535 (856 amino acids)
Biological process (GO): proteolysis
Molecular function (GO): serine-type peptidase activity; dipeptidyl-peptidase activity
Source: RefSeq, a predicted model, not a curated record